CUGAGACACAACGAGAAAGACAUAAGACUUAGUGUUAAAAGCAAUAUUGAGAAAAGGAGGCAUUCAAAUUAAAAACUGUGCAACCUUUCUUCUGUUCUUUCUUUGAUCAAUUUAGGAGUAGAUAAUCUGCAAACCUUUAUUGACAAACUGACGAUACUUCAAGAGGGUCCUGGAGAAAUACUCCAGAUUCAAGGGGUUCAAGACUUUUUACAGUUGAAUUCAUUUUAUGGGAUUGCUCAGAAUCAAAGCUUAAAUUUGAAGUGGUUUUAACUUCUUUAUGAAAGUAUAAGUCACUCUUUCACCAUGAGGCAUGUGUAUCUACUGAUCCUGGUUCUUUUAUUUGCCCUGAUGGAAAAGAUGCUGAUGAAUAAAAAUCAAUGCUCCCAAGGAUAUAGAACAAAUAAAGCUAAAAAAUGUGUAGAUGAGGAUGAGUGUGAUUUUGAAACUCCAAUUUGUGGACAAAAUGCUAAUUGCACAAACACAAAUGGCAGCUACUACUGUGAAUGUAAAGAAGGGUUUGAGCCAAAAGGCCAAUUCAAACAAGAGAAUGAGACUACAUGCAGAGACAAGGAUGAAUGUAAAGAUGAUCCAGGUCUUUGUGGAACAAAUGCAACAUGCCAUAAUACCCCUGGCAGUUUCAAAUGCACAUGUGCUGCAGGCUUCAGAUUGAAGUCAGGGGAAACUAAUUUCACAGAACUAAAGGAGAACUGUCAAAGUGUAUGCAUCCUUGAUAAAAUCAUCUGUGGAGGAGGAGACUGCCAGAAUGGACAUGAAUGCAAGUGCAAUGCGGGAUUCACCAACUAUGGUCACAAGACUAUGAAUUGCACAGAGCUUAACUGUGACACAUUAAUGACUAAGAGCAAUACAUCACAGGUAUCUCCAAAGCUAACAAAAAUCGUCUCUUUGAUGAGAAACAGCUGUUUGGUACUGGCGUCUGCCAGGAAGGAAGAUUAUGAACAAGUUGACGGAGAAAGUCUUUUAGAGAAACUUCUGGAUGCCCUGGAUAACCUGCUUCAUGAUGGGUUCCAACCUGAUAAUAAUAUGGUUUCAGUGAUCUUUGAUAUUGUGGAAAGUGCAUUAACACUGAUCGGACCUUUUCUAAAAAACUCCCAGACCCAAAGGUCAUCCAAAAAAACAGAGGUGGAGCUGUUGGUAAAGAGAGGCAGUUCUCAACCUGAGGGUCCCUUCGUGAUAUCCACCAACACCACGCGAUUUUCAUCCCACUGGGACACAGCAACAGGCAACAAUUAUCUAGGCUUUACAACUGCAGCUCUCCUCAGCUACAAAAGUCUUGAAAAAUCUCUCAACAGAUUUUUUGGCUAUAUAGAGGGACCAGAAAACAAACAUUUCAAGAUUAAUUCCAGAAUAGUAACUGCCAUUGUUAGCAACAAAGAAACAGGCCAUCUGGAGAAACCAGUAAUUGUCACAUUCUCUCACUUGAAGCACACAAACGAGAAACACACCUGUGUGUUUUGGGACCCUUCACAGCAAGGUGGUGCGUGGUCCACAAGUGGCUGCACUACCGUGAACUCUAGUGAGGUUCAGACGGUCUGUUCCUGUAAUCACCUCAGCAGCUUUGCAGUACUGAUGGCACUCUAUGACAUUGGGGAUGUUUAUGAGCUGCGUCUGAUCACAUUGGUGGGACUGUCGCUGUCACUGGUCUGCCUUCUCAUCUGCAUUGCAACAUUUUAUUUUGUGCGCUCUAUCCAGAGCACAUGCAACACCAUCCACCUGCACCUUUGCAUCAGCCUCUUCAUCGCUUACCUUGUCUUUCUUGUGGGGAUCACCCGCACAGACAAUAAGGUGGGCUGCUCAAUCAUUGCAGGCGUGCUGCAUUACUUAUUUCUAGCUGCGUUCUGUUGGAUGUGUCUAGAGGGAGUGCAGCUCUUCCGUAUGGUGGUGCUGGUCUUCAACACAACUCUGAGACCACUCUAUAUGUUUGCAGCUGGUUAUGGAGUUCCCGCUGUUAUUGUGGCUGUUUCAGCUGCAGUGUCUGCAGACGGAUAUGGCACGGACAGAUACUGUUGGCUGAACUUUGAAGAUGGCAUAAUCUGGAGCUUCUAUGGGCCAGUGUGUGUGAUAAUUAUUGUUAAUGUGUUCUUCUUCCUCAUAACUAUAUGGAAGUUGGCAGAGAAAUUUUCCUCCCUCAACCCAGACUUAGACAAUCUACAGAAAAUCAAGACAUUUAUAAUCACUGCGAUUGCUCAAUUGUGUGUCCUCGGCAUCAUGUGGGUCUUUGGCUGUUUUCAGUUUGAUGAGAGCAUGCUGGCUAUGUCAUACAUCUUCACUAUACUAAGCAGUCUGCAAGGGGUGCUGAUGGUCAUCAUGCAUUGCUGGCUUUCGAAGCAAGUAAGAGAUGAGUAUGCCAAAUUCCUGUCAUGUAUCUGUCCACAACAGAAGAGGAAAUACUCAGAGUCAAGCUCAAACCAAACAAGCAAAUCCCAGGCAGCUAAGAGCAUUCAGCACACAGGCGAAUCCCACAUUUAGGAGAUCAUGUCAACAGACCAUUGACAGUUUUGCAAGUUUGUAUGCAACAUUCUAUUUCUAUAUCUGCUUUUAUAUAGAAAUGGUUAUAUUCUGUGUUAACUCUUUACAUUAAUGUUCCUUUUGUUAAGAGAUGAUAAAGGUGUUUUAUUCAUUAAUAAUAAUUAAUUUAUUAGUGCAUUCUAAAUCAUUGAAAUGUGGCUAUAACAACAUCAUAAAAAGAGUGACUUUCAUGCAAUACCUGCCAAACAGUCAGCCCCUUUACCUCACACGUUACAAAUGAUUAACGACACUUGUUCAACAAUAAUAAUUUAUCAAAUGUAGGACUAGGUAAAACAAUUAUUUUUCUGGACAUCAAUGUGCCAAAGAAAGUGGCAACACAAGUGAGUCAAGACAUUACAUGAAUUAAUAUAAACAGACUGUAGUAAAGUGACAAUCCCUAUUUUAAUCUCACUAAUCUAUUUUAUUACAUUGUGACAAAUCAUGAAAUAGGGAUUUAUUAUUUUUUUAAUAAGUAUGGAUAGAUGUAUUUAUUUAGCAUUUAUAGCAUGCAAGUUUAAAUGAUCACUAGGCAAGUAUUGAAAAGUUCUGUUGCUAUAACUGCAGAUAAAUGAUUUAUAAUGCAUGUGUUAAUGACUUAUUUAUUUAGGAACCCCAUUAUAAAUACUGUAUUUAUAUCUCAAAAAAUAAGUUUGUUGGUUUUGAAAUUUGUAUGUUGCACCAAGUAAAUGUUUUGUUUUGUUCAUAUUGUGCUGGCUGAUAUGAAACAUUAUUAAAUGUUAGGACUGUAGAACAUAUCUCAUUUUAGUUAUCUGCUAGGACACCUGUUUAAAAUUGAAGUGAACUGAGUUUAUACAUAAAAGGUCAAGUUGGUCUCAUAGUAAAACAAUUGCUGGCUGGAAAAGGUCUAGCAUGAUGUGUUUGCAGUUGCCACUUUCUUUGACAUUUUGUACAUAAUGCAACGACUUUCAUACAUUUUUAAGAGGCUUAAGUAUACAAAUACUUAUUUCCUCCACUGCAGCUGUUUGUAAGAUAAUGUUGCAAGGUAAGACAACUUGAUGUAUAUUUAUUUUUGUUUUUAAAAAACAUGAAAACAGUGAUUUUGGAAUAUUUUUUUUAAUUUAUGGACCGUUCAUAUAUUACCUGUAUGGUAGAUGCUGGCCACAAAGAAGGACUUUGGGCCAUAUUUAUGUGUGUGUAUAUGUACUUGUUCAUUUUUUGUUUGUUCUUUAAAAAAUUAAUCUGCUAAAAUAUUAAAGCUGAGCUUUAAUGCAUUUUUUAUUUCCUGAAGUGUUCCUGUAGCUCAACUGGUAGAAUGGCACCAACACCAAGGUCAUGGGUUUGAAUCCCGGGAAACAUAUACAAUGUAUACCUUGAAUGCACUGUAAGAUGCUUUUACAAAAGACCUUAUUCACAGAAGCGCCAUCUUUGAUUUUUGUUGGGAAUGAGAACGAGGUGGCGAGGGAUAGCUUAUCAUCUCUUCAAUGGCACGCAAGGAAUAAACCUGUUAAAAGCUCCUAGAUCUCAACUGAUUUCCCACAACACAAGUUUUUUGUCAUAGUCUUGGAAAGAUGAUUUUUUCAGAAUUAUCAAAAAACCCUUUAAACUGCAGGAAAACACACUGAAGCGACUGUGCAUCUGUUCCUCAUAGCCUCGUUGUCAUUCCAGUCAAAAAGAUGGUGCUGCUGUGAUGGUCUAUUAAGUGAAUAAGUGUAAACGCAUUUCAAACCGGUUGUUUUCUAAAUGAAUUCAAUUUUCUAAAGUGUUUUUAACAAAGGUCAAACAAUCUAAUCUUUAAAACUUAACAUUACUGAGGUCACUGAUCAUUUUGCACAUGUAAUUACCUACCUGUAAUUUGACUAGCCUGCCUGCCACUAUUAAAUGUUAUUUUGUUAUUAUUUUAUUUAAUCUUUUGAUGUUGCAGGGUUUUGAUAUUAAAAUGUUUA
Xyrauchen texanus (razorback sucker) is the source of this 4430-nucleotide messenger RNA. RefSeq names its product adhesion G protein-coupled receptor E1. The transcript has 18 exons. The record is from RefSeq and is a predicted model, not a curated record. NCBI's taxonomy places the organism in Eukaryota, Metazoa, Chordata, Actinopteri, Cypriniformes, Catostomidae. The coding region runs from base 304 to 2487 and encodes 727 amino acids. Gene Ontology annotation, molecular function: calcium ion binding; G protein-coupled receptor activity. Gene Ontology annotation, biological process: cell surface receptor signaling pathway; adenylate cyclase-activating G protein-coupled receptor signaling pathway. Gene Ontology annotation, cellular component: membrane.